Molecule: messenger RNA, 2682 nt
Organism: Uncinocarpus reesii 1704
Lineage: Eukaryota; Fungi; Ascomycota; Eurotiomycetes; Onygenales; Onygenaceae
Exons: 4
Coding region: 1-2682 (893 amino acids)
Biological process (GO): protein phosphorylation
Molecular function (GO): protein kinase activity; ATP binding; protein binding
Source: RefSeq, a predicted model, not a curated record
AUGAUGCUAAGUACUCAAAGUCCCCACCCAGCGACCCUACCCUCUGGACCUGGAUCAGCAACGACGGUAACAUAUAUGACCUUGCCGAGCAAAAAGCAGUCUAGCUCAAUGUUGAAUCGUGAAGGCGUAUUUUCAAGUCCCACGGAGUCUGAAUUCUCCGAAGGUUGUGAUGGAUUCGACUCGGUUCGGUCGUGGGACGAGAAAAAGGUAGCGGACUGGCUGCAUAGCAUACGCUGUGGACAGUAUGAAGCGAUGUUCAAAGCAAACCACUUCAACGGCGAUAACCUUCUUGAUUGUGAUCAGAGAAUACUGCAGGAAAUGGGAAUCAAAAAGGUUGGUGAUCGGGUUCGGAUUUCGGUUGCUGUCAAACAAUUAAGGACGAAAAGCGUAUCGAGUCGGAAAAAGAAGAACAGAGACUCCUUCCUGGCCUUAGAUUCAUCGAGAUUCACUCCACCCUCGUCUGAUUCACCACGCCCGUCCACCGCCCGUCAACAACCCUCUGGAAGCCGCCAAUGGCCCCGUCAGGAUAAUGGCAAAAGCUCACCGCGACCAUCUUCUCCUACCACUGAACAGGAUCGUGGAUUGCGACCGUAUCGAUAUGCAGGCGCCAGUCCAGCGGAGAGUACUCGACGGGAACAGAAUUCGACCUACUUCUCUCGUCCACUUGACUCCUCUCAGAAUUCCAGGACAACUACCCACAUGAGACAAACUCCCAGUAUCGAUGGACUCACUAUGAGCUCCCUUCCCCCAAAUUCUCCAGUCAUCAGAGUUAUAUACACGGGCGGACAAACCAAAGUUCUAAACGUGAAACACUGUAAAACGGCAGAUGACGUGAUGCUAGCCGUGCUCAGAAAACUACUCCUCCCUGAAAGUCAUUUUCGAAAUUAUUGCUUCUACGUCCUAGACGGCUUGGACCCCGAUCCAGCAAACUGCAGGCGAAUAUCCGAUGCGGAAUUGAUGCAAUUAUGCGAUGGUUCUGGCCGCGCUGAACGUGGCCGAUUGAUAUUAAAGAAACUCCAUGCUGGCGAGCCCGAUGCUGAGGAGCUUCAACGGUCUGCUCAACUCGCGAUGGAUGAAAACCAGGUUGCCCACAUAAAUGCACUCAGCACUACUAAUGUGAGAAAUCAAAUCAAACUUCAAAAGCUCACUGGCGAAUCAUGGCACAAUAUAAGACAGCCUCGGUCGCCGUUAACGGCCACGGAUCGCCACAGGGACGAAUAUCCAAAAGUCCUCAGCCCAACAAGUGACCGUCAGCAAGGCACAAAACUAAGGUCUUUCUUUGGUGCUCGCCCACCGAGUGAAAUGAUUAUCCAUGAAUUAACUUCCUACUUCCCAAGUCAUCAAAAGGCGGACAUUGAAAAGACAAUGCGUCUUUCGGUGAGAAGGUCCCAACGUUUGAGCCGUGCCGCUAGCCGCCUGAGUGUCGUGAGCAAUAUAAGUUUAGCGUCAAGCUUGAAAGAUGCGCCACCUAUUCCAAGCAUUGCCGAUACUUGGUUGGCGGGAGGUGGGCAGCAAGCCACCCGUGCGUCGAGGCCGCUCUCCGUCUCCAGGUUUAAUCUUCCUCAAAUUUCCUUCCGUGACUCGAUAGCGUCGUCCAACCUACAACCAUUGCAAGAGGAAUCUCCCGUGGAGCCAAAUCGUAAAUCCUAUGUGUCCUUCGAUAGUGCGUCUGAAGCCACCCCGGGAGAAACUAGGCAGACGUUCCUUGAUGAAUCCGUUUGCACCAAUAAUACGGAUGGCGGAAGCUCACUGAACGAAAGGUUGAGCAUGCUCGUAGCGGAAGAUGGAGAGGAGGACGACGUCGGAUUGGCCGAUUUCCUUGCCGGAAACAAUUUCAGCAAUCAGAAUUGGAUGAAAGGCUCGUUAAUCGGCGAGGGAUCUUUCGGAAGCGUCUUUCUGGCUCUUCACUCGGUCACCGGCGAACUCAUGGCGGUGAAACAGGUUGAACUUCCUUCUGCAACUAAGGGAACGGAAUUUGACAAUAGGAAAACGAGCAUGGUUAAUGCGCUAAAGCAUGAAAUUGGCCUUCUUCAAGGCCUUCAACAUCCAAACAUUGUGCAAUACCUCGGCACAUCAACCGAUGACCAAUACCUAAAUAUUUUCUUAGAGUAUGUCCCAGGGGGUUCCAUCGCGACGAUGCUCAAGCAGUACAACACUUUCCAGGAACCUCUGAUUCGGAAUUUUGUCCGCCAAAUUUUGUCAGGUCUUUCGUAUCUUCAUAGCCGCGACAUUAUCCACCGGGACAUCAAAGGUGCAAACGUCCUCGUUGACAACAAAGGCCAGAUUAAAAUCUCGGACUUUGGUAUAUCCAAGCGAGUCGAAGCCUCCACAAUGCUCGGAGCCAGUGGCUCAGGACACCUACACCGCCCUUCCCUCCAGGGGAGUGUGUAUUGGAUGGCCCCCGAAGUUGUCCGGCAAACAGCACACACCAAAAAAGCGGAUAUUUGGAGUCUUGGCUGUUUAGUCGUUGAAAUGUUCAUUGGCGCCCAUCCCUUUCCGGACUGCAGCCAGCUCCAAGCAAUUUUUGCCAUUGGAAAUAAUCAGGCACGGCCCCCGGCUCCGGAAAACGCGAGUAAAGAGGCUACGGCUUUCUUGGAUAUGACAUUUGAAAUCGACCAUGAAAAGCGACCAAGUGCCGAUGAUUUGUUGAAUGAUCCGUUUUUGGAGACCAUGAUUGCUUGA